This is a messenger RNA of Xiphias gladius (swordfish), 2440 nucleotides long. RefSeq lists its product as uncharacterized. The coding region runs from base 388 to 1233 and encodes 281 amino acids. The record is from RefSeq and is a predicted model, not a curated record. NCBI's taxonomy places the organism in Eukaryota, Metazoa, Chordata, Actinopteri, Istiophoriformes, Xiphiidae. Gene Ontology annotation, cellular component: membrane. The transcript has 9 exons.
GUGUGUGAGUGGGAGGGGACGCUCAGGUGAUUGCAAGUGAAAACAGGCCCCACACAAUUUAAAAAAUCUGCAACAGCCAAAAUUAUGAAGUUAUUUCAUGCAAAGUUUGCGUGAGCACGCUUUGAACCGGCUCGGGUGGAGCAGGAGUCUGUGCAGUUUCCCUGAUGAACCGGCAGACGGGAUGUGAUUUGACAGCGACAGGCCCGAGCGUCCUCCCUCCCCGUGAUGACAGGACGACAGCAGCAGCAGAGGCAGGGGUGAGCCUCUCGGGUGGAAUGCGUCCUGCAGGCCGACACACGUCUAGCUGCAGUAAUGUCAGCAGGAAAAAACCCUCCACCAGCCGCUCACUGCCGUCUGCCUGAACCACACGAGAUCCGCUGAGGGGAGAUGAGAGGAUACCGAGCCAUCAAGUACACUUUAUUCAUCUGCUGCUACGUCUUCUGGGUUGUGAGCGCUGUCCUCAUAGCGGUGGGGAUCUACGCCAAGAUCGCCAAGGAGAAAGAUGUGGUCGACACCCUGACAGUCGAUCCAGCUCUGCUGUUGAUCGUCGUGGGCUCGGUGAUGUUCCUCAUCACGUUCCUCGGAUGUUUCGGAGCAUUGCGUAACGCCACCUGCCUGCUUAAGAUGUUUCUGGGGAUCCUGGUGGCCAUGCUGCUCCUGCAGGUCGCUGCUGGAGUCGUGGGAUAUCUCUUCACCGACAUGGUGAUGGAGAGGACGGAGAAGCUGAUGGUGAAGGCCAUCGUCCGAUACAGGGAGGACCAGGACCUGGAGAACGCCAUCGACUUCAUCCAGAAGAAGUUUCAGUGCUGCGGAGUAGAGAGCUACAAGGACUGGUCCCAUAACGUCUACUUUCAGUGUUCAGACACCAACCCCAGUCUGGAGUCCUGUGGAGUUCCCUUCUCCUGCUGCAUUCACCUGCAGAACCAGGCAGUGCUGAACACCAUGUGCGGUUAUGGGAUGCAGCAGCUGGAGGAGCGCUUGGCCGGACAGGACAUCUUCACCGUCGGCUGUCUGGAGAAAAUCGGGUGGUGGGCCAAAAACAACCUGCUGCUGGUGGCCGGUCUGACCGCCGGCCUGCUGCUGCUCGAGGUCUGCAUGAUCUGUCUGGCUGCUGUUCAGAUUUCCAGGAUACACAAAGUGCAACGACAAAAGAAAGAAAACGCCGAGAGAGGCAAGUCGGGGAGAAAGGACAGCUACUGGUAUCCUGCCUUUGCAGACUUCGACAACGAAUAAAAUCACCUUCUGAGAGACGUGAAGCUAUCAUAGGGGCAGACCAGGAAAAGCUGAUAACAAGAUCUGAAUGUUGAUAAAAUGGAGCGGGACGCGCUCCGUUUACACUGUGAAGUUAUACUUUGGGUGCCUCAGUCACGUAUUUGAGGCUCAUACCGUCGAUGAACAUGUUGAAUGUCUUCGACACCGCAGCAGGACUCUGCUACCUCAUGUAAAACCCUCUUUAUAUCACAUUUCUAAUAAAAUAAGGGAUUCCUAGAGAAAGUCAGUUUUAGCACUGGGCAGCCCUUUAACUGCACAUACUGGUUGCUAAUUAAAUAUUUAGCAUUAGUAAUUCAUCACACUGCUAUUAACCAAUCCUGAGCCACAACUUUAUCUGAAAAGCUAUAUUAUUAUAUUAUAAAAAGCUGUUAGUCGUGGAUGAAUCCAGGUUGAACACCAACAUUUUCAGCGUUUUCCCCGUACAACAGACAUCAUGUACUGCGUGUUAACGACGUGCGUUUUGUUUGUCGAAUGUGAACAUUAAUGCUGGUGAGAAUAAAGCUUCAUGCAGGUGUUCCUCGCAGCCUCCCGCUGUGGAACGAUGAAAGUGAUUGUAUUUCAGUGAUUUCUCCAGGUCCAGGAGAACUGUCGCCCUCUCCGUCUGCUGACUUGUGACUGGAAAUAUUUGCUGACAUUCUUGCGCCUCGAGAAGUCAGUGAUACAGAUUACUGUGUUCAUACCAAGCUAGCUUCUCCUAAUGAUAUGCAUAGCCCUUUUCAAAUGAUGCCGGGGUCUCCCUCGCUCGCUCAGUUGCCCUGAUCUGUUGCAUACAUUACCUAGGUUUGUCUUGGGCGCUACGAGCUGGGUUGGAGCCUCAUAUAAUGGUGUGAGGUCGUCCUUGGCAAAAGGGCCUUUAGCUUUUCCUGCUAAAUAAUAUACUGAAGGUCGCACUUCUAUGGGCACGGCCUUAAAUUAAAGAUGUAAAUGUUGCACUGUAAACCCUCAGCAACCCUGCAUCAUCUCCCCUGGCUAUUAGCCCAGAUACAGUUGCAGAUCCAGUUCCUUUGUUAACUGGAUUAACUGGAGUCCUCCCUCCCAGCCCCCACACUUUUAACAGUGAUUUGUCAGGCACUCCUGCCACAGGGAAAUCAAAUGGAGCGAAUACCUGUGUAUAAAUGUAACAAAAUCUUCAAUUUACGUGUCCCAGUUGUAACGAAGACUAUUAGGG